AGGAGGACUGAGGGAAACGACGGUAGAGAAAUUGUUGUGUAUCGUCCGCUGAAAUCUUGAGCGUUUCUUGUGCUCUUUCGAUAAUCCACCGAGUUACAAAUCAACCGCCGCCCGACGCGUAUUUGCAACAGGGUUUAGUCUUGCCGUACUCACGCUAGAGAUGUCGGUGGUGCCUCCCAGUCGCUCGUCCACCGGCUGGCCGCGCGGUGGUGCCGUUCAGUUCGGGAACAAGUACAUCAGCGGGCCCGCUAAACCGCUCACCCUGGAGAGGACCAUCAACCUAUACCCUCUGACCAACUACACAUUCGGUACCAAGGAGCCUCUGUAUGAGAAGGACAGUUCAGUGGCAGCCCGCUUCCAGCGAAUGCGGGAGGAGUUUGAUAAAAUGGGAAUGCGGAGGACAGUGGAGGGUGUCCUUAUUGUCCAUGAACACAGGCUGCCUCACGUCUUACUUCUGCAGCUGGGUACCACUUUCUUUAAACUGCCUGGUGGAGAGCUGAGUCCUGGAGAAGAUGAAGUGGAGGGUCUGAAGCGCCUGAUGACUGAGAUCCUCGGACGGCAGGAUGGUGUGAAGCAGGACUGGGUGAUUGACGACUGUAUCGGCAACUGGUGGCGCCCCAACUUUGAGCCUCCACAGUACCCCUAUAUCCCAGCUCACAUCACCAAGCCUAAGGAGCACAAGAAGCUGUUCCUGGUUCAGCUGCAGGAAAAAGCACUGUUUGCUGUCCCCAAGAACUAUAAACUGGUGGCAGCACCAUUGUUUGAACUAUAUGACAACGCUCCUGGAUAUGGACCAAUCAUUUCCAGUCUACCACAGCUAUUGAGCAGGUUCAACUUCAUCUACAAUUAACUUGAGUGAGCAGGAGUCCAUCUGGCUGUCUCUGUGAGUGCAGCCCUGUCUGAGUGAAGCUUGAAGAUGAGAAACAAUGUGGUGAAAAAGACUCAUCUCUGGCUCAACUUUCACAGAAGAAAAGCUUGUCAUGUCAUUUAUAUUGACAGUCCGCAGGGGGGUUUAUACUGUUGUUGGAAGAAAAUGAAAAAGUCAUGUGUCAGUUUUUUGUUUUUUUUUUAAUCUUGAGAAACUGCUAGUUUUUGUAGUAUGCAAGUCUGUAUUCCAGUGUGUUCAGAACCUGAUUUUAUGUUGUCUCACAGGAGGCCACUGUUUGAUUAAACAAACUACAACACUGAGUUUCCUGUUGUUUUAACCUGUAACAAUGUUGUGUUUUUUUCUUUUUAAUAAAGCAGUCCUUUGAGUAUG
Toxotes jaculatrix (banded archerfish) is the source of this 1258-nucleotide messenger RNA. RefSeq names its product nudix hydrolase 21 (gene nudt21). Bases 161 to 850 code for a protein of 229 amino acids. The transcript is spliced from 7 exons. Gene Ontology annotation, cellular component: mRNA cleavage factor complex. Lineage: Eukaryota; Metazoa; Chordata; Actinopteri; Toxotidae. The record is from RefSeq and is a predicted model, not a curated record. Gene Ontology annotation, molecular function: mRNA binding.